AAAAACUUUAUGAUCCAUUCUGUGUUCAGUUUGAAUGGUUACUUGUGUUUCUGAGGUGAAACUGGCGAUUAACUAUGAUUAUAACUAGAACAGACUGUGAGAAAAUUCUUCCCAACAGAAAAGUUCUGUCAGAUUUUGCCAUAUCCAAAUACAGCGAUGAACUCUGCGGUUUUUUUUCCGAAAAUUAUAAGCUAACACUUCAUUUUAGAGAUGAAAUCAGUGGUGUACUCGGAAGGCAAACGUUUUUCUUCAAGACUAUUCCCGAGAAAAUGUCCUGUCAUAAGGAAUACACUAAAAACAUGGGAGUGUUUAGAAAAGAAAUUUUAAUGUACAAGGAUAUACUCAACGAAUUAUCCAAAUUAAUGAGCAAGCAGUUUGCACCUAACUACUUCUAUUCAAUUACUGACAAGUUCUUAGUACUGGAAGAUAUGCGUUUGAAGGGUUAUAAGAAUUGCAAAACGGAGUAUUUGGAUUUCGAUAAAAUGAAAGCCGCUUUAGGAGCCAUUGCCCGACUGCAUGCCGCUUCGAUAGUUUUUGAGGAACAAAGGAGUAUUAACGGCCCUUUCAGGAUAAAUGAACAGUUUCCAGAAGCUUUGAGUGAAGCGACUUUUUCUUUCGAUGAGACUAAAGUCAGAUAUUUCUGGUGUCAAAUCGGCAUCAGAUGUUUGGAGGAAAUAAGUGUUUAUUUCAGUAGGAACGUCCGCAUUGCCAGUAAGCUGAGGAAAUAUUUUUUUUCUGAAGACGGUUUCAAAAAAUUCCUGCUUCCUUCUGAGAAGUACAGGAACGUUAUUUGUCACGAUGACCUGUGGUGUAAUAAUUUCAUAUUCGAUGACAAAAAUGACUGCAUUCUUGUUGAUUUUCAGCUGACAAGAUAUACUCCUCCCGUUUGUGAUGUCCUGUUGGCCCUUCAUAUUAAUUUGGAUAGUGAAGUUUUAGCUCAGAACAUGAACAAGUUUUUGGAUUGCUAUUAUGAUUUUCUCAGCUAUGAACUUUCUUUGAAUAACAUAUCAGCUAGCAAAGUUAUCCCCAAAAGUGAAUUUUUCGCCAGUGCGGAAGACUUCAAAUUACCGAUACUGAUCGAGUGCGGAUUGUAUGGUACCAAUGUUUUUCUACCAGAACACCUUUCACUUGAAAUCGUUUCUUGUGCAGAAACAUUCAAUCGGUUUUAUAUGACUGAUAGAGCGUUUUAUAUUCUGAAAGAAUUUCAUUGUAACGCAAAAUUCAGAAAGCGGUAUAGUCAAGUUUUAACGCCGUUGUUUGAAAUUUUGGAGAAAAUGCUAUGAAAAAAUUAUUUCAAUUUCAUAUAUAUAAAUA
This is a messenger RNA of Leptinotarsa decemlineata (Colorado potato beetle), 1314 nucleotides long. RefSeq lists its product as uncharacterized. The record is from RefSeq and is a predicted model, not a curated record. Lineage: Eukaryota; Metazoa; Arthropoda; Insecta; Coleoptera; Chrysomelidae.